Molecule: messenger RNA, 714 nt
Organism: Striga asiatica
Lineage: Eukaryota; Viridiplantae; Streptophyta; Magnoliopsida; Lamiales; Orobanchaceae
Source: the annotation of a GenBank genome assembly
AUGAGAUCCUCAGUCAAAUUCUUGUACGCGAUUUUUGCAAACAUUCAAAUGGCAACACCAAUGGAAGGGAUUCCAGAUAACGUGGACUCAGGAUCGGUUCCGAAGCCUUCGGUCAUUUACCGUUGCAAGAAAUGCCGAAGAAUUGUUGCCACAGAAGAGUAUAUCAUUCCCCAUAACCGUGGUGAAGGACAAAAGUGUUUCAGAGGGAAAUGGAAAAACGACCCUGAAAUGGAAGCACCGACUGAUUGCUCGUCUAUUUUCGUGGAGCCCAUGAAAUGGAUGCAAACACGUAAAACUUUGUAUUUGACACCCCCAAAAUUCCUUUCACUAUCCUGGAGGAAGGUUACUUGGGAGACAAGCUUCAAUGUUUCGGUUGCAAGACUCGAUUGGGCACGUUCAGUUGGGUGGGCUUGCAGUGCAGUUGUGGGAGGUGGAUUAAUCCCGCAUUUCAGCUUCACAAAAGCCGUUUGGAUGAGUGUCGUGUUUAAGAGGCUAAGAUCUCGAUUCUCGUUUCAUCUCAUUGAUAGUGAGGGCAUUAGGGGUGAUCUGUAAAUGGGUCGACGAGAUUUUUGCCCUUUUGAUAUUUAGCAUUAUGGAAUGAGAAUAUGUGCUUAAGCCUUUGUGAGUUAAUGCUGAUUGUGUGUGUUAAAUGAGGAUGUUCUUUUUAUAGAAAUGUAUUUUCAUGGGAAAUUCUUUUGAUAUGUCUUAGUCAAU